AUGGGACCGGACAAGAAGACGAAAAACACGGAGUCGCCUCCAGCGCAGUUAGUCGCCUCGAUUGGUGCUUUCUUAACCGAGUUUGGUUUUACAAAGACCAAUGCGGCGUUUACAAAAGAACAAGCCGGUAAAUCCACAACCAAAUCGCAGACCGAUGUGAAGAAAGUGCCGUCGUUACUCGAGAUUUUUCAGAACUGGGAAAGCCAGGCAGACAAGACAAGCCCAGCCAAAUUAUGCUCUAGCUCUAGCUCUAGCUCUUCAGACACUAGCAGCAGCGAGGACAGCGAUAGCUGCUCCAGCGAUUCCGACGUGGAAAUGAACGAUGCGCCCAAGACGAAACCAAAGAAAGAAACGAGGAGUUCCUCACCUUCCUCGUCCUCUUCGUCUUCAUCUUCUUCGGGUUCCGACAGUGAUGCCGAUGAUGAAGAUGACGACGAAGUAGCCCCUACACCUUCCACUGCUUCCAAGCAGCAGGGUACCAAACGGAAGGCUGAAUCUACUCCAUCAUCUUCUGAUUCCUCAUCCGAAUCCGACUCAGACGAAGCUCCUAAGAGCAAGAAGGCCAAGAUAUCACCCAGCGCAAAACCUUCAUCGGAACCUUCCUCUUCUGAGUCCUCAUCCGACUCCUCUUCCAGCAGUGAGAGCGACGCAUCGCCCGACUCGUCUUCCUCUGACUCUUCAUCUGAUUCCUCAUCAGACGCGUCAGAUUCUUCAUCCGAAUCCGGGGACGAUAGCAAGAAAGUGCUGAAGAAGGCGGCCAAGACGCCCCUGCCUCCUUCGGACUCGAGUUCGAGUGGUUCUAGCAACGAUUCUUCGUCUGAUUCUUCUUCAUCAGAUGAGGAUUCGGACAAGGAAGAUGAAAAGGAAAACAAAGGCUCGUCUUCCUCCAGCGACUCCAGCGGAACUCUCCAAGAGUCUGACUCACUCGCUCCCAAGUCCAAGAAGCCGACUCAACAGACUAGCUCGUCAAGUGCUAGUCCGGCUCCAGGAAACAACCCAUCUCAGAAGAAGCACACAGGUGCGCGUCCGACCCCGCUGGCGUUGCUUAGUGAACAGUCACACAACCAUCCCUCCAACACCUAUGUUCCCUAUGCAUACGCUGAGAAGGCAUAUCAGGACUUGAUUGUCACUCGUGGUAAGGGAUUUACGAAAGAAAAGAACAAGAAGAAGCGUGGUUCGUACCGUGGAGGGCCGAUCGACAUUUCUGGUGGGAAAUCAUUCAAGUUUGACGACUAA
Molecule: messenger RNA, 1236 nt
Organism: Aspergillus tanneri
Lineage: Eukaryota; Fungi; Ascomycota; Eurotiomycetes; Eurotiales; Aspergillaceae
Product: nucleolar and coiled-body phosphoprotein 1 family protein
Exons: 2
Coding region: 1-1236 (411 amino acids)
Source: RefSeq, a predicted model, not a curated record